AUCAAAGAAGGAACACGUGCAUUUUAGUACUUUGUUUGAUACUCCAAUAUACUGUAUAUAUAUAGAGGGGGAGAGAUAAGAGAGACUCGUUACUCUUCCGACCUGAAACCCUAGCCUCCAAAAAGAAAAAAGAAAAAAACCCUAAUCAGUUGUCCUCCUGCGUUGGUGAACCAUGGCCAAGAAGCGAAAGCUGCGCCCAUCCGAACCCGAAUCAUCCAACGAAAACCCUGAAUCAGAACUACAGCAACAGAUCGAAGAACAAGAACCGCAAGAUAUUGAAGAACAAGAACAAGAAGAACAGCAAGAGAUGGAAGAACAGCAACAGAUCGAAGAACAAGAACAGCAAGAGAUCGAAGAACAAGAACUAGAACAGCAAGCCAAUGAAGAAGCACAUCCAAUGGACGACGACGAGGACGACAACGAAGAAGAGACCGAAGAAGGAGGCGGAGACGAUGCUGUGAACUCCUGGAACGACACCCAAGAAGCUCCAUCCGAAACGAACGGCGGUGAGAAAGCCGGAGAUGGCGAGGAGGAAGAGGAGAUCGACGGUGACGAAGAACCGGUCGAGAAGCUUCUAGAACCCUUCGGAAAAGAACAGCUCGUCGUUCUCCUCAAAGAAGCUGCUGCGAGGUACCCCGAAUUCAUGGAAAACAUCCAGAAGCUGGCCGAUGCUGACCCCGCCCACCGCAAGAUCUUCGUGCACGGCCUCGGCUGGGACACCAAUGCUGAAACCCUAACCAGCGUCUUUGGCAAAUAUGGAGAGAUCGAGGAUUGCAAGGCAGUCUGCGACAAGGUGUCUGGGAAAUCCAAGGGCUAUGGAUUCAUCCUCUUCAAGCACCGCAGUGGGGCUCGAAAGGCUCUCAAGCAGCCCCAGAAGAAGAUCGGGACUCGGAUGACCUCGUGCCAGUUGGCCUAUGCCGGCCCUGUUCCGGCCCCUCCGCCCACAGCACCUCCGGUUUCAGAGUACACACAGAGGAAGAUUUUUGUGAGCAAUGUUUCUGCAGACAUUGAUCCACAGAAACUGCUCGAGUACUUUUCAAAGUAUGGGGAAAUUGAGGAUGGACCAUUGGGGCUCGAUAAGCAAACUGGGAAGCCAAAAGGGUUCGCACUUUUCGUCUACAAAACAGUUGAUAGCGCAAAGAAGGCACUGGACGAGCCACACAAGAUCUUUGAGGGACACACUUUGCAUUGCCAGAAGGCAAUUGAUGGUCCAAAACCGAAUAAACCCUAUUAUCAGCCGCAGCAUCAGCAUCAGCAUCAGCAUCAGCAUCAGCAUCAUCAGCCGCAACAAUUCCAUCAUCACUCUGGGAGGAAGGAAAAGGCGGCUAAAUAUUCGUCUGGUAGUGGUGGGCCGGGAUCAGGACACUUGAUGGCACCAUCUGGACCUGCGGUGGGAUUCAACCCAGCAGUUGCAGCACCGGCAUUAGCCCCUGCUCUUGGCCAGGCUUUGACUGCCUUGCUUGCUACUCAGGGAGCUGGGUUGGGGAUACCUAAUCUGCUAGGAGGACUUGGAGGACCAGUGAACCAAGGUGUGCCACCUAUGAUGAACAACACUGGUUAUGGGAAUCAGGGAGGUGGCGGCUAUGGGAACCAGCCUGUGAUGCAGGGUGGGUACCAGAACCCACAGAUGGGGCAGAUGGGGCAGGGCAAUGCAGGAAGGUCGCAUCAGGGUGGUGCACCUUACAUGGGUCACGGACACUAGAUUCCUACAUAGAUGCAUCAAUCUUUUUAGUUUUGGACUCUGGUGAUUCUUCUGAAGUUCCGGGCAAUCAUGCAAAUGACGUCUUUAUAUUUGUAGCAAAAAAUUACUGUUUGCUUAAAGACCCGAUUCUCAAACCUGUAUUUUCAUUUCUAUUAAAGUACUUUUGUUAAACAUGUAUUUUCCUUUCUAUUUAAGUACUUUUGUUCCUUAAUGUUUUCAAAACAAUGUAGUAUUUUGCUUCCCAUAUUUUUGCUUCUAAAAAAGUGUUGGGGAGCAGGUAGUAGGGUUUUCCUGCAGAGAACGUCAAGACUCUCCAGAAUUUUCAUUAGAUUAAUUAAUCAGCAGUGUUUUUGUUA
Messenger RNA from Cornus florida, 2058 nucleotides. Its product is annotated as UBP1-associated protein 2B-like. The record is from RefSeq and is a predicted model, not a curated record. NCBI's taxonomy places the organism in Eukaryota, Viridiplantae, Streptophyta, Magnoliopsida, Cornales, Cornaceae. Bases 173 to 1702 code for a protein of 509 amino acids. Gene Ontology annotation, molecular function: RNA binding. The transcript has 2 exons.